AUUCUUGCCGCUGUCUUCAUUCUUUCUCACUGACUGAGACUCAGCCGGUAAGUCCACAGAUGGGUCUUUCGGGGAAUUUCGUUGUGAGUGAAUGUGAAGAGAAGCCAGCGGGCUUCAGACAGGUCCUGCCACACGGUCCGAGGCUUUUGAGGUAAAAGGGCCUCGCCAUUGUUGUCCGGCUCCUCCCAGGUCUUGAGGCUGCCAUGGGCUUUGUUGUGGCUGGGUUAGGACAUGGGCGGAAGUGGGAACUAUGAGUGAGCAUGUAAGAACAAGAUCCCAAUCCUCAGAAAGAGGAAAUGACGAAGAGCCUUCCCAGCCAGUUGAACCUGUGAUUGUCCAGCAGCCCACUGAGGAAAAACGUCAAGAAGAGGAACCACCAACUGAAACUCAGGGUAUUGCACCUAGUGGUGUGAUCGAAAAUGAAGGAGCACCUGCUGUUCAAGGGCCUGAUGUGCAAGCUCUUCAACAGGAGCUAGCUCUGCUUAAGAUAGAGGAUGAGCCUGGAGAUGGUCCAGAUGUCAGAGAGGAGAUUCCACCCACUUUUGAUCUCACUGAAGUGCUGGAAGCAGGUGAUGGGCAACCAUAGGUUUAAACCAAGACAAAUGAAGACCAAACCCAAGAAUGUUGUUCUUAUGCUGGAAAUUUUACUGCUGACAUUCUCUUAAUAAAGUUUUACAGUCUUCUGCA
Messenger RNA from Callithrix jacchus (white-tufted-ear marmoset), 687 nucleotides. RefSeq names its product putative G antigen family E member 3. The record is from RefSeq and is a predicted model, not a curated record. Lineage: Eukaryota; Metazoa; Chordata; Mammalia; Primates; Cebidae.